Molecule: messenger RNA, 700 nt
Organism: Diuraphis noxia (Russian wheat aphid)
Lineage: Eukaryota; Metazoa; Arthropoda; Insecta; Hemiptera; Aphididae
Gene: ND-B12
Product: NADH dehydrogenase [ubiquinone] 1 beta subcomplex subunit 3
Biological process (GO): mitochondrial respiratory chain complex I assembly; electron transport chain
Cellular component (GO): mitochondrion; respiratory chain complex I
Source: RefSeq, a predicted model, not a curated record
AUAUUUUUAAGUUAUCCAAUAUCCUUCGUGGUUUGUUUUUUUGCGUAAUCGCGGGUGAUAUUUGAUAUUUUUAGUUAAUAAAAUUAAUUUAGAUCCUGGUACAUUUAAAGGACGAUGGGUGGUCAUCACGAACAUGAAAUCAAAAUACCAGAUUACAGAAUAUAUAAAGUUGAUAAUGUACCGGAACUUGUGAAGGUGAAGAAUAUUCUAGCUACCGAAGGUCUUAAAGAUCCGUGGUUGAGGAAUGAAGUUUGGAGAUAUCCUCCAAAUCAUGGUAGUCGUUAUACACAAUAUUUCAAAUGUUGGUUCCGUGGUAAACGUGGUCUUACAAUUGCCUUUGGAUUAGCAGCCUCUAUUAUUGCUGUAGAGAAAACCUAUGAACAUUUUUAUCCAGCGGUUCAUCAUCAUAGAAAGCCUUACUUUCCAUCAUCCAGUGUAUAAUUUAAGAUAAUAGUACGAAAACCAAUGGGCUUCAAUGACAUGUCUAGAGGAAUAAUAAUUAAUAUACAUAAAGAUCCUGUGCUAUAAUUUUUAGUUUUAGUAUAAUUUGUUUAUAUUGCAAAAACAUCAUUUAAAAAUAUAUUUUAUGAAAUACAAAGAUAAAUUUAACUGUCAAGUAAUGAAUUAUUUGUGAAACACAUACACUUUGUAUCAUAAGUAAAUUGUUUGAAAAAUGGUUGUAAUAUAGAAAAAAAAGUAA